AUGGACAAGAUGAAGAUUGUUGCUAACAACAUUUCUGUUUCAACUCAAUACUAUAUUCAAAAUAGUGGAUGGUUCUUGAAAACAGACUCGAUUCAGUACAGGAUUGGUGUUAAUGAUCCGCCAACCAUAACAUACAGACUGAUUUAUGAAAGACAACCUACUUUUUAUCUUCUAACUAUCAUCAUUCCAAUGAACGGAAUUGGAGCCUUAAACUGUUUUGCUUUUCUUAUACCAACAACGGCACGCAUGGGGUUUUCUUUAACAAUUAUGCUGUCUUUAAGUGUGUUUUUGACCGUCAUCACUGAUGAAUUACCAAAACAAGCUGACCCUGUAGCAAUUAUGUGUGUUUAUAUUCUUUUUGCUACACUUUUUAGCAUUGUAUCAACUUUAAUUGUCAUUUUCAACAACUUUCUUUAUGAAAGAGAUACGGCUAUUCCAAUCUCAUCGCCUUACAAAUUAAUAUUAAAAAUUUCCCGAUUUGGUAGAAACAAGCUAAAGAGCAAACAAGACAGUAUUGUAAACGCACAAAAUGACAAAAAGAUAACAGAACUGCAGGAAAUCAAGGAGGAAAAGAGUGAUAAUACUAUUAUUUCUGACACAGACGACACUGAAAAUUUAACAUGGCAGGACGUCGGCAAGGCAGUUGAUAAGAUAAUGUUCUGUGCAUUGUUUGUAGUGAUAACAAUUACACCCGCUAUUAUACUUAUCUGUUUGGCAGCUGUUUCAGAGCAUGAGGAAGACUCUAUUUUCUGGACUUUCUAG
This is a messenger RNA of Ruditapes philippinarum (Manila clam), 762 nucleotides long. RefSeq names its product proton-gated ion channel subunit pbo-6-like. Gene Ontology annotation, biological process: monoatomic ion transmembrane transport. Bases 1 to 762 code for a protein of 253 amino acids. The transcript has a single exon. The record is from RefSeq and is a predicted model, not a curated record. Gene Ontology annotation, molecular function: transmembrane signaling receptor activity; monoatomic ion channel activity. NCBI's taxonomy places the organism in Eukaryota, Metazoa, Mollusca, Bivalvia, Venerida, Veneridae. Gene Ontology annotation, cellular component: membrane.